AUGGCCUUUCAAUCUAGUACAGGUGAUCGAGUUUUACCUCCUAUUAUGACACUUAAACCAUCAUCCCCCUCUGCAACUAGUAAUGUCCCAAAACCAGUUUUACCGCCUGUAUCAUGUCUUGCACCUCCAAUACCUUUAAUUUCCCCAUUAACUUCUCCAGCAGAUUUUACAAACAAUUCAAAUCCUUUACAUAUUUCACAAUCCACACAACCUUACUUGAUAUCACCACAGAAACCCGAACUUACGUCACCACAUACUCCUAAUGGCCAUUUUCAUUUUCAACCUGAUACACCACCAACUUCUCAUCAACAAUAUAUCGAUCAACGGUCUCAACCUUUUUCACCAACGAGGGCUGCUGGCAGCGCGCCACCUCAUAUGCAACCUUCUUCACAUCAUCCUGGCAUGGUGAUAAGACCAAUGCAUCAUCCUUAUGCUCAUCCAAUUUAUCAUCAACAAGUAAGACCAGUAGUUGAUCCUGCAAGUGAAUUACUGGCUGAAAAAAGACGUCGUAAUGCUGGUGCAUCUGCUCGUUUUAGAGAUCGUCGAAAGCAACGUGAAAGAGAAAUGCAAGAAAAAUGUCAAUUUCUUGAAAGGAGAGUUCAAGAAUUGGAGAGUACUGAUAGUGCUAAACGUAUCGCUGAAUUAGAAAAAAAAUUGGAGGAUGCUAAUGAUGAGAGAGACUCUACAAAUAAAAAAUUUCAAGAACAAGAGAAAGAGAUGCUUAAACUUCGUUCUCGAUUAUGCGAACGUGAAUUCGAGUUUCUCACUCCUCCUUCAUCUGCGGGAGAGUACGAAUCAAAAGAGGGUUUAUUUGAUGAAAAUUCAAGAUUAUCAAGAUCUCCAUCAACCUCUUCAACAUGUUCAGAUCAUCAUAGGCGAAAGCCUACCGAUGUUAAAUCACUUUUAUCAUAA
Messenger RNA from Rhizophagus irregularis DAOM 181602=DAOM 197198, 912 nucleotides. RefSeq lists its product as uncharacterized. Gene Ontology annotation, molecular function: DNA-binding transcription factor activity. Gene Ontology annotation, biological process: regulation of DNA-templated transcription. The record is from RefSeq and is a predicted model, not a curated record. NCBI's taxonomy places the organism in Eukaryota, Fungi, Glomeromycota, Glomeromycetes, Glomerales, Glomeraceae.